Ceratina calcarata is the source of this 1194-nucleotide messenger RNA. RefSeq names its product protein transport protein SFT2. Gene Ontology annotation, biological process: vesicle-mediated transport. NCBI's taxonomy places the organism in Eukaryota, Metazoa, Arthropoda, Insecta, Hymenoptera, Apidae. The coding region runs from base 21 to 752 and encodes 243 amino acids. The record is from RefSeq and is a predicted model, not a curated record. The transcript is spliced from 3 exons. Gene Ontology annotation, cellular component: membrane.
UUUUAUAUAUACAGGCUCAAAUGUUGUGUUUUGUCACAAUUCUAACCACAAACACAUGCGACCAUGCGAGGUGCCAUUUUCAUUUCAAAUACUUCUAUGCCUAUAUUGCUUCUUCUGGUAAACAGAAAUUAUGGCGACGUGUUAAAAUGGCUGAUCUGAACAAAGAGCUAAACGAAUAUCUGCUCAGCAGUAAGAAUGAGAAACAAUUUAAGCUCACCGUACCCUCGGUGACGAUACCGAAAGCGAAUAUUGGAAAAUGGUUUGGAAGAAGCGAAGAGGAAGAACCGGGAUGGAUCCAGGGAACCCAGAAGGAAUGUUGCCCUAGUAUGACACGAGUUCAAAGGCUGGUAGCAUUUGUCGUGUGCUUUGCUAUGGGCAUACUUUGCUUCUGCCUUUCAGCGAUCUAUGUCCCGGUCUUACUGUUGAAAGCGAGAAAGUUCGCUCUUUUGUACACCCUGGGAAGCGUUUUCUUUCUAUCAAGCUUUUGUUUCCUCUUGGGUCCGUUAAGUUACCUAAAAUCAUUGUUCACCGCUGAGAGAAGGUGUUUCACUAUGUCCUACUUUGCUACUUUGAUAGGAACACUUUAUUGCGCUCUCCAUUUACAAUCGACGCCGUUAACAGUACUGUGUGCUGUGUUACAAUUGAUAGCUAUGUUGUCGUUCUUGGUAAGUCACAUACCUGGUGGUACCAAGGGUCUGAUGUUCUUUACAAGAAUGUUUAAAUCUUCUGUAAAUUCUACAUUGCCUGUAUGAUAUUCCAUUUACUUAGGUAUUAAAUACGUGUAAAACGAAUACUGUACAUUUAAUUUUCAUGUUUUGUAUAACUCCAUGAAUAAAAUAGGCAAUGUUUGUAUUUAUACGAAGAUACGAUAAAGAUUUUCUUAUGUGAGUUCGAUAAGUAUUAAAGACUGACUCAUCUGUAUGUAAUAUACAUUUAUUUGUAUCUAAAGGCCAGUGAAUUAAAGCGUUUUUAUCGUGAGGAUUAAAAAUCAAAUGUUUUUAAAAUAAGCUAUAUGAAAUAUAUACAGUUUUUGUAUAUAAUGUAUUUAUAUGUAUAAAACAGUUUCUCUCAUUUCUGUAUACUCGUUCAUUACGACGCUAUACAGAUUCACAUUCAUUUAACGAGAUGAACGAUGUAUUUCCAUACUCAGUAUUUAUUAAUAAGGGAAAUAAAAAAAAAUUUCUGAUCGCAGAA